AUGACCUUUCUCUUCAACGACCACAGCGUCCUCGUCGUACCAUGCACGCCGCUACCGGAUACCACAAACUUGACCGCUGAUGUUAUUUCUAUCGGCGAGAACUUGUACAGAACUCGUUUAGGUCAAGGCCGACUCGGACUCCGUAUAGCAUCCGCAAUACGCUCGGAGGGACCAUCACUAAUAUGUUGGGUGCAGCCAGAUAUCAAGACAGACGGCAUAUCAGUUCCUUCCGGCUGGCUUACGCAACAUAACCAGAUAUUCUCCAAGUCUGCUUCAGGGAUCUGCAACGUAUCCAUCUCUAUCAUCGAGCCUACACUAAUCACAGAAGUAUUCUUGACUGCAUUAUCUCUGGACGCACUUCAAUUUUCUCGGGCUCAUAUAGGCGAGCUAGAAACAUCGCUCACUCAGAAGUCCAUGAUACUUCGUCAAUCCACGACGCAUACAAUCUCAGGCGCAAUUAUCGAGUCGUCUGGGUGGUCAAAGAGCAAGAUUCUUCAGUACAGGCUUAAUAUGUUAUCUCCAGUUGCCCAAGGGUAUGCUGAGAAAGGCUUGACGCGUUUUAUCGUCGCCUUCUCUGGAGACAUUCCGGCAGAGCAAACUACAGCUACAUCCAGUGACUCAGAGAAUGAAAGUGAUUCGGAAGGAAUAGAGAUCGAUGAAGGUUUCCUCGCGGUGGGGUCUUCCAGUCCGCAUCCAUCCACUCUCGACCCUCUCUUUCGGGCUCAGCCACUAUCACAAAUCCAAGGAGAUCAUCCGGGGGACCAUGUCCUGUAUCUCAAUGUCUCGGAUUUUGGUAGGGUUGGCCUAUUGAACGGUGACUGGGGUAUCAUCCAUGCAGGCAAUGUUUCCCGACGCCGUCUUGUGCGUUUCUAUACCGAUCCAUCUGAUUCGAGCCCGACAGGCGUCAUUACAGGCGCGCCCAUGCUCCUUUGCAACAUCUCCGAAGGCUUCGAUUACUCCACAAAGAGCUUCUCGCUACUUACAAGCCCAUUCGGGUCACUCGAACCCAAUAUUCCCACUGCCAGAAGUGCGACCAUAGCCCGAGUAGCGACACCAAUCUCGACCGACCGCAGUUACCAAGCCUUGUUUCUCCUUGCCCUCAAACGGUAUUUCGAAGGCAAGAAGAGGCUAGUCAAAGAAGGGGACUUGAUUGCUCUAGAGAUCGAUACCGAUCUGUCUUGGCGAAUUGCUGACCCUCAGAAAACUGAGGUAUCAUCCCCCGACGAUGACGAACCCUUAUCUAUUCCGACACGGGCAAACGAAAUAGUUUUCUUCAUGAUCACCCACAUAGAGCACCCUGCAGUUACCAACGGCAUCGACUCCCAUGACGUUGCGUACGAAUCGGCCGCUGGGGAGCUGGGCUUUUGGAUAGAUCCUACAAUUACUAGGAUAGUCCAAACAGGCUUGGAGCACACCCGUAUACCCGACAUUGGACUUUCUACCCUGGGGGACCAAGGACCUAGAUCCCUUCUUGCCACUAUCAGCAAGCAGCACUCAGCCUUAUUAUCCGUCGGUAGUCCCUUUGAUCAACUCCGUUCAAUAUUGUCAGCAACGUUCGCUGAUUUCGCUGUGGAUUAUGAUUUGGACUUGUCUGUAUUGCUGCAGGGCGCCCGGGGAACGGGUAAAUCGACCGUUGCGUCCUGGGCGGCACAACGCCUGGGCUUCAAUAUCCUCGAAAUAAAUUGUUACAAUCUACUCGGUGAGAACGACACGAAGACUGAGGGCAUACUGCGCUCCCGUUUCGACAAAGCCAUUCAAUGUGCCCCAUGUAUACUCUUUCUAAAGCACACUGAUGCUCUGGCGCAGACCACACAGGUCCUGGAAACUGGGAAAGACCCAGCCAUUGUAACUGCUUUAAAGGAAUGUAUGGAACAAGCGCAAGGCUCCUGGAGAACUACGAGUUUCCCUGUUGUCGUCUUGGGCACAACAAGUGAAGCGUCGAAAGUUCCUGGCUCCAUUCUUGCAUUGUUCAAACACCAGAUAUCCUUCGAGGCGCCCAAUGAAGCUGAAAGAUAUGAAAUAUUGAACGGUUUGUUAGAUGGAGCAAUUCUAGCACCAGAUGUUUCUUUGGCCUCCAUAGCAACACAAACGGCCGCUUUAGUUGCUUCUGAUCUUGCUAGUCUUGUCGCUCGGGCUCGUCAUGUCUCCUUGCAAAAUUUACCUGUCACUAGGCCGAACGCAGACCAGUCAAAUAUACCACUUACUGCCAGUGACUUUGAUGUUGCAUUAAACAAGGCUCGAGCCUCGUAUUCCGACGCCAUUGGUGCCCCACGGAUACCAAUGGUCACUUGGGACGACGUCGGCGGGCUUGCACAUGUCAAGUCAGACAUUCUAGACACUAUUCAACUACCUCUUGAGCAUCCUGAACUUUUCGCUGAUGGUCUCAAGAAACGAUCAGGUAUUCUCCUUUAUGGACCGCCUGGCACCGGGAAAACAUUGCUUGCCAAAGCCGUUGCUACCUCCUGCUCCCUCAACUUCUUCUCUGUCAAAGGUCCCGAGUUACUCAAUAUGUAUAUUGGCGAAUCCGAAGCCAACGUUCGCAGAGUCUUCCAGAGAGCUAGAGACGCUAGACCUUGUGUCAUAUUCUUCGACGAACUAGACUCGGUUGCUCCGAAGCGAGGAAACCACGGAGAUUCCGGAGGUGUUAUGGACCGUAUUGUCAGUCAGCUUCUUGCAGAGCUUGACGGGAUGUCCUCUGGCAGGGGUGGUUCGGACGUCUUCGUUAUCGGAGCAACGAAUCGUCCAGACCUACUGGAUCCAGCCCUCUUGCGACCUGGCAGAUUUGACCGCAUGCUUUACCUCGGUGUGAGCGAUACACAUGAAGCUCAGUCCAACAUACUCGAGGCCUUGACGAGGAAGUUCCGACUACACCCUGACCUGAAUCUGAAAGAAGUGGCGGAAAGAUGUCCGUUCAACUAUACUGGCGCAGACUUCUAUGCCUUGUGUUCCGAUGCCAUGCUUGGUGCCAUGUCGAGAAAAGCAGAGGAACUCGAAGCAGUUAUCUCAAAAUUGAACGAAGCACCAGGUCCACACUCCCACCCCUUCCCCUUAAUACCUCAGUACUAUCUUGCAGAGAUGGCUACGCCGGAGGAGAUCGACGUGCUCGUCACCAAAGAAGACUUCGACAUUGCCCUCAAAAAUCUAGUGCCCAGUGUCAGCCAAUCUGAAAUGGAGCACUACGCUCGUGUACAACAACGUUUCUCGCAAAAAUCUGAUGAUUAG
Pleurotus ostreatus (oyster mushroom) is the source of this 3222-nucleotide messenger RNA. It is a transcript of the gene PEX6, whose product is annotated as peroxisomal assembly protein. The transcript is spliced from 13 exons. The coding region runs from base 1 to 3222 and encodes 1073 amino acids. Gene Ontology annotation, biological process: protein import into peroxisome matrix. NCBI's taxonomy places the organism in Eukaryota, Fungi, Basidiomycota, Agaricomycetes, Agaricales, Pleurotaceae. Gene Ontology annotation, molecular function: ATP hydrolysis activity; ATP binding. Gene Ontology annotation, cellular component: cytosol; peroxisomal membrane. The record is from RefSeq and is a predicted model, not a curated record.